ACAGGAACAGGUUUAGUUUUUGUAUUUUUUUUUUUUUUUACAGUAAACUGUUCAACUCUUUAAAUAUUUUAUUUUUUACCGGUGUGUUCACUUGAUUAAGCGUUUUUGUGUGGGUAUUUACACGCGUGUCAUGUGUGUUUCGCCAGCUUUGUAGCAUGUAAGCCUUUGUUAUUGAGGAAUAGUUAGCUAGUCAGAGAGAUAUCCAAGUUGGCUAGAGUUACUUCAAUAAGUAUUGUUCUAUUAGACUAGUUAGUUUAGCUGAUAUGAGUUUGUUUUGACUUGUGUUGCCUGCACUUUUGGAAACACUUUGGACAAUGCUGUGAUAUUAAGGCAAAACCUCAGAUCUCAAAUCGUGAGAAAUGGCUGGAGUCAUUGCUACGGCACCUGUUAUUGAGGAUUUCGAACCCAUCCAGCCAUGCAAGAAGUUAAGAAAAGAGGACGAUCCGUCGCCAUCGAUGACUAAGACCAUCACAAACUACUUCUUGCCUUUACCCAAACCUGUGGACAAACCUUUCUCGCCGCCUCGAUCGAACAGCAUCAUAGACUAUUUCCGGAAAACUCCGCCCGCUCAGGGAAAGACUACCUCGUCCCAAAAGUGCAGUCCGCUUCAAUUCAAAGAGCUUCGGUCAUCUGCUUGUGAUGAGGUUCCAGCUAAAAAAAGUAGAGCGCCGAGGCAGAAACGGACCAGGAAAGCCAAGGAAAAGCCAAACAAGCUAGAGGAGGAGGAGGGUGAGGAGGAGGAGGAGGGUAUGCUCGGUGAUUACUGUGUGUCGGAAAACAUGGCGGAAUCGUUAAUAAAGGAAGACGGUGGUGGAGUGUCUUUGCUUGGCAGUGAUACUGCAGUUUUGUUGUCUCAGUUAAAUGAUGAACUCUGCCUAGAUGAAGGACCUUUAAGUGCUAAAGAUGACGAAAAAGCAAUAAUGGACGGGUUACCGAAUCAUGUAGCAAGACAUGAUGGCGUUACGAACGAGAACGCAUCAUCUCAAGAAGACGGGGCUAGAACAACAAAGUCUGCAACGAGGAGAGGCAGAAAAGCCAGAGUCAGUCAAAGUGAAACGUGCAGCGCCGAGCACGAGCGGUCCCUGCAUGACGCCAGUAUGGAGGUCAACGUGGACGAAACCUCUGUGUUGAACUCCAGCACCGUUACCGUGUCCUUUGAAGAAUUUUUACAGAGCCAGAUGGGAAAUGAAGACGACGUUGCUGCUGAUUCUUCCAAGGUUGACACCCAUGAUCCAGAAAGCUCUUGCACUGAAACGAAGUCUUGCAGCGAUCCGAUAGCAGCUGUUUCACCGAGAACCCUUACGGUCCAAGCUGAAGUGCAUCCCAUCUCCCCUGAUCACGAGUCCGUGAAAGGCCCUAAGUUGAAAAUGGCUUCGAUCUUCACUAGGAAUAAAAAUCAGACCCGGUUAAAGGAUGGCGAAAAGGCAUCCUCUGAUACUGCGCAGGUGAUCGCGGACAUCCUGCCUGACCUUAAGAGAAAAUCGAACGUCGUACUUCUUGAAGAGGAUCUGGAGCUUGCCGUGGUGGAAUCCAGCUCCACUCCUAAAAGCACGCAAGAAGAAAGGAAACAGUUCAUGAACGCCUUCAAGCAGCCUUCUCUGGACGGAUCGAAAGUUAAACCCGGCAAGGGCCCGAGCAAAUCCAAGCCGGCUAAAGAAAACGCAGCUGAGGCGGCAAAACCUGAAACGAAAGCCACCGUCACUGCUUCCACCGAAGACACCGUUCUUGAUUUGACAGUGCCAGAAGAGGCUCCAGAGCAAAAACAGGUUAAAGGUGUUGGGAAGAAACGAGGUAGAAAAUCUGUAAAGGACAAGCAGACGGACCAGACCGAAGAAGUCGCUCUUAAUCCAAAGCGAGACGAAGUUCCUACUCUGACAGAGACCGAGAACAAGAGUGAGUCCCCCGAUGACGGAAAAAGCGUCAGGGAGCUUAGAAGGUCCACCAGAGAUCAGAUGCGCACACAGGCAGCUCCGGAUCCUGAGAGGAAUCCCUCACCACGCAAGACGAGAAGCCGCGAGAAGGCAGAAUCAACCGCGGCGACCCAGGACGACGUAGUACAGGUUUCCAUUCCGAAGUCUCGAAAGCACAAAAAGAACGUUUAUAGGGCUGAGAUGCUCUCUCCUCUUACUAAGAGAGGAAGUCCCAUCAGAAUGAGAUUCACCAGGGUGCUUCAUUCUUCUGCUCUCAAAACUGAAGAUCGUGGAAUAUCAAGUUCUCUUUCAGUGCAGGAAUCAAAUUCACUAAAGAAAAGAAAACAGGCUAAAAAGUUGGUGCAGAAAGCCAAAGCACUUCAGAAUAGCAAGCAGGCCGCUGCGGAGGAGAAGCCGGCUGUGCGACGCUCCACGAGGAGCAGAGAAUCCACCAAAAUCAGUUACUACGAGGACGAGGACUCUGUCGUGUUCUUGGAGGGCGGUCUAAGCACUGCCAUGAGUCGAGAAAGUGCCUCCAAUCGGAAAAAACUUCGUAGUCUAAAUGAUGUUUUAGGCAAAAAUUUGCCUCAGAACAAGGCAUUGAAGAACGGUCCAGAACGAAAAGCCCAGAGAUCUUCAGCAAUCAUCUCAAUACUUGAUGACAGCAGCCGUGAGGGUUCAGAGAACUCUCAAGAUGACGAGCAGUUCCGUGCCAAGAGGGAGUUCCUGAAAAGUGGCCUGCCUGAGUCUUUCAAAAAGCAAAUUGCUAAGAUAGCAGCUAACAAAGAGGCGUACUCUCAGGCCUGUUCCUCAUUCCAGUCUGUGCUCCAUGUGCAGCAGAGACCCCUGGACUGCUCUAUGUGGACUCUUCCCUGGCCUGAAAAUUCAUUCUUGGCUUGCCUGAAAGAGUGUUACUAUUUACCAUCUGUUCCAUUUGUGUCCUUGGAGGACCGUCCAGUCCACCUCACCGCUCCUGCUCAGAGAACCUGCAGAGAGGAGGUUUCUGGGAGGCGAGAUCAUUUCACGGAGCCGGUCAGAGAGCGAUUGUUAGAGGAAAUCCGCACGUCCAAUCCCUCUUUCCCUGCCCAGAGAUUUUUUACUCGAUUCCUAAAAAGACGUGAUGAAUAUUUACAGGCUGCUGUCGUGGAACCUGAGUGCGGGUCUAAAACCGCACCCCCUGCGGGCCUGACUGAGUGCAUCGGAGGAAAGCGUAAGCGUGUGGAUGAGGGAGGGAGAGCGGGAAAGCUAGCCAAGAAACAGAAGUCGGCUAACAAGGAGCAGGAGACCAUAGUUAUUGUGGACAGCCCGGAGUCUGAGAAUGGGGGGACACGCAGCUUAGGACGGACGAGACGAUCGCAGAGAAACAAACAGGGGACGGAAGACGAGCCCAAAGCCACACAGGACAAGAAGCAGUGUGACGAUGUUAUUGUACUCGACUCACCGACUUCGGAAACACAUAUUUCUUCAUAUUGUAUUACUGAAGACAUGCCCUGGACUGAGAAGUACCAGCCACAGCAUUCGAGUGACGUCAUUGGAAACACGGCUUCUGUCAGGAAGUUGCACAGUUGGCUGAAGGAAUGGAAACUCAGGGCUGACCGAGAAGAGAGAAGAAAGCAACAGGAGAAAAAGCACGAAGAUGACAGUAACGACUCCUGGUUAGGAGGUGACAGUAGCGAGGGGCUGGAGGACGCAGAGGACAUGCUGUGUAACACGCUGCUCAUCACGGGCCCCACUGGAGUCGGCAAAACGGCUGCCGUAUACGCCUGCGCUCAGGAGCUGGGCUUCAAGGUGUUUGAGGUCAAUUGUUCCUCUCAGCGUAGUGGCCGUCAGAUCUUGUCCCAAUUGAAAGAGGCCACCCAGUCUCAUCAAGUGGACAUCCAGGGGGUCAAUGCUCAUAAACCUACUUACUUCAACAGCUACAGCGCCAGCAGUCUCGCGACCAGACCUGGCUCUUCACCCAGGAAGGUGAACUCUCCUAGACGAGUUGUGUCCUCACCCAGGAAGCCACCGCAGUCCCCUCGAGGUGCUACAUCAAAGAAAGGAAGCUUGGCGCCGAAAUCAUUGGCCAGUUUCUUUAAAAUGGGUGGAAAGCUUCCAGGCAAAGAUGACUCUAAUCAAGAUAAAAAGGCUCAAACAGGCUGUAACAAGACAUCUGGCAAAGUCAGUCAAGCUGAGCACAAGAGUCAGGAGACUAAAGCCUCGUCUGAGGACCAGAGCAAGAGAAGUGCAACAUCUCUCAUCUUGUUCGAAGAAGUUGAUGUGAUAUUCGAUGACGAUUCUGGAUUUCUGGCUGCAGUUAAAACGUUCAUGACGACCACGAAAAGACCCGUCAUCCUAACAACCAGUGAUCCUACAUUUAGUGCAAUGUUUGAUGGCUACUUUGACGAGAUCUAUUUCAAGUCUCCCUCCUCGGUGGAUGUUGCGAGCUACCUGCAGCUGCUGUGUCUCGCUGAAAACGUGAGGACAGACACGUGGGACUUGUCAUGUUUGCUGCACUGGAACAGACGUGACAUCCGACAGAGCCUCCUGCACCUGCAGUUCUGGGCGCGCAGCGGAGGAGGACGCCAGGUGACACGACCUGUAUUACAGUCAGGAAUGUCUGAGCGUGAGAUCAAGAAAGAGGCUGCUAAAGUGGAAUGUGUAGCUGAUGGUGUUAGUGACGGUGUGCCACGCUGUCAUGUUGGAUGCACAGAGUCUGUUUUGGGCCUCCUGAACAUCCAGAGAGAAAAAGGAGUGGAGGAAUUGUUAAAGGGUGAACCUUCGUCUGUGGACAGAACGAGACGCUUUGACCUUCUCUCAGAAGCUAAAAAGAGAGGCGUGGAUCUACUCUACUCAAACCUGGAAGUGUUGCUGCCUCUGCCCAUUCGUCUGUUGCCAGAACCUGUUAGCAAACAACGACUGCCAUCAGGCACAGAACCACAGCCCGUGGCCAGAUACGCUAACGUGAUCGAGCAAGUAGAGCCUUCUGAUGACGCAAGCCCUCUCAAAGUGUCCUCUCGAAUGAGGCGGAAGAAGCAGCUGAACAUAGACAAUAAAGGUGCUCUUCAGUCCGAUUCGGAAUCAGAGGAUGAGUUUCUAUCUCUGCCCAAACCUGGGUCUGACGCAAAACCAGCACAGGAUCAGGCUGCUCAGGAUCCACCAGCAUCCAAAGCUGUGAGAAUGAGAGUGGAGUUGUCUGAAGCUGAGAAAAAAAAGAGUCAGUCCGUGUCACGGUGCUUGAGCUCCCUAGCUGAGUACUUGGACCACAUGUCAUUCCUGGACUCGUCUCUGCAUCAUGAGACUCGUCAAGCAGAGGGGCCGUGUAAACCGCAUGACUUGAGCGGGGUGGGGGCUGCGGAGGUGAAGUGCGGAAUGACCGAUGAUGUUCGUCUGGAGUGUGGAAGUCGUACGUGUGGGUUCGACUCGGAAGAAAUCCAAGCUUUGAUAGGGAGUCUGAGUUUUUAUCAGUGUAAGGCAGGGAUCGCCGAAACCUGGGAUAAAGUCCAAGAGUUCGACGAGCCGGUGAGGACGGAGACGGUGGAAGAGCUUACCCUUCCCGUAUCCUCGCACAGGCAGAGGUUCAGACUCUGUCCCAGCAAAUUCCUCGAACCCAGGGUGAUUGACGCGCGAAGGGAAGUAAUAAACACCAUCCUCACCAGCCAAUCUUUCAGCACGCAGGGGAACAGAGUGGCCGCUACCGUGGACUACCUGCCGUCUCUGCGCACCAUCUGCAGAUCAGAAACACUGAGGGAGCAGUGCAAGGUUAAACGCAGGUUCAUGCACUACCUCGACGGUAUUCACCUCGAUCUGCCCAAAAGCGCGCUCCUGCACCUGGCGUCAGAAUUCCCUUGAAUCGGUCCAUCACCCUGUGCUGUGGCAGCUGAUUUAAUAUGCAUUUGUACAGUAAUAUUAUAUACCCUGACAGCAAGUAUGGUGCUUCAUGUUGGUGGAUUUGCUUUUUUUUUUUUUUGUUUUGUUUUACACAUCUGACUCUGUAAAAGAGAGUAAUAUUUCGUACUUUUAUCAUGUAGUGUGUUUUAUCAAGUAAUAAAUUUGUACUUACAACUUUGUCAGAAAACAUGUUUCCACUCAAAAUGUAUAUAACACUGAAUAUUGUUCUUGGAGAAGUUUGUGUGUGUGUGUGUGUGUGUGUGUGUGUGUGUGUGUGUGUGUGUGUGUGUGUGUGUGUGUGACUUCAUCACUAACUUCAAAUUUAUAUCAGGCACUAAAAUUCAACUUGCUGUUAUCGGUUUUCUAUACAUACAAUUUUACAUCUCUUGAUUGAUUAGUAUUAAUGUUCACAAGUAUGGCUUUAUUUAAUGUGUCUGAAGUGAAACAAUAAAUGUUCAUAUUUUUACA
Clarias gariepinus (North African catfish) is the source of this 6248-nucleotide messenger RNA. RefSeq names its product ATPase family AAA domain containing 5a (gene atad5a). The transcript has 23 exons. Gene Ontology annotation, cellular component: nucleus. The record is from RefSeq and is a predicted model, not a curated record. NCBI's taxonomy places the organism in Eukaryota, Metazoa, Chordata, Actinopteri, Siluriformes, Clariidae. Gene Ontology annotation, molecular function: DNA binding; ATP binding; DNA clamp unloader activity. The coding region runs from base 360 to 5741 and encodes 1793 amino acids.